UGACAACAGAUGUUUACAUGUUUUUUUAAGUAAAUCUGACUCAUGCUUAGAAAACAAGGGAUAUUUACGUGCGGUUAACAAAAGUCCACGGUUUGUUUUAUUAUGUACUUAUGUUAAUUUUUUUGUGGUUGAAAAUUUACGAUAGGACGUAAAUUUAUAGGUUGCUGAAGCUAUUCUAUAUAUCAAAUCAGUGGUAUCAAAUUACUAUUUCUUCUGUUUCCUUUCGUAUUUGAUCAAACAAAGGUACUUAGCGAAACAAACCAUAAGGCGUGUACUACACGAUGACUCCGAAUCACAUAAUUUAUAUUGUGGGCCUUUAUCUGUCCUUCUUGUGGCCCGUAUUUGCUGGAAAUUCUACGAAUGACACAGGAGGAAACAGCACACUGUACUCGAAGUUGAAAAAUAAAACGGUUACACAUUUCGACUCUUGCGAAUGGAGUGAUGUUAGACCGUCGUACUCAAUUGCAAAAUCGAUUGUCGGUGGUUUUCUUAUCAUCGAUGGCUGUGUUCUUUUUGUGCUUGGCUACAAGCAAGCCAGAACCUCCUUCUCGUUGAUUGGCUUCUCUGUUGCGGCUCUGCUUGGGUAUGCCAUAGUUGACUACAAGUUUGAUUUAAGUUUAGGAAUUGAGAUCCUAGUUGUUGGCUCAGCCGGUUUGUUUGGGUCAAUACUGUCAUCAAGUGUGAUUUAUUGUGGGAUGUUCCUAACGGGGAUUGGUACAGGAUUUAGUCUUGGCUGUUUGGUCAUCCUCAUAGUUUCUGAAAUUACUUCAUUUGGCUCCUUUGCGGAACCUGUGUUGAUUAUUCUUCUAAUGAGCAUAAUAUUUGCAAGUUUAUGCCUUUGGUGGAAGCGGACAUUUAUUAUACUUGGAACCUCUAUGAUUGGUGGAACAUUCAUCGCUGGUGGUCUCGACUAUUUUAUUGAAGACUUGCUAUUUGUUCAACACAUACAACAUAUUAUUUAUGGAAUGGAGUAUCGAAAGCUUUGCUUCUUCUCGUGGAUUGUGCUAUCAAUUUUUCCUGUUAUUUCUAUAGCAGGGGUUUUUAUUCAGCAUUUCAAGACAGCCAAGGGACACAAACCGAAAACAUUGAACCACGAAGCUCUGGCAAUGAAUCGAUUACCUCAAGUGUCACAACAACCGAGAGUCUCACCACAUUCAUCUGUGCUAUGAUAAUUUUUAUGGAUUAUGAACCAAGGGUGGUUAAUUAGAUUGUUUGAAACAACCAUUUCAGUUGAAUUCAAAUAACCAGUUGGUUUGUAUGAUUGCACAUUUCAUUUUGGGUAACAACUUAACUGGUAUACUAUAUAACUUCCCACGUUGAACUUUUUUCUGCCUAUGGUGAUGUCGUAGUUGUGGUUUGUUGUUGAAGAGAUUAAGAGAAGCAACCUGAACUAAAUGCAUGAGAUAUUUUAAGUCUUGGAUUUUUUGUAACAAAAGGCAUGAGAGUCAGUUAGUACUGUAGGAGAGUCAUAAAAUGUUAAAUAGUUCUACUAAAGAGUAUUACUGAUCAAUGUAUAAAUUAUUUUAAAUUAAUUUAUGAAAUGUUGGCGCAUUUGUAUAUUGAAUGCACAUUGGAAGUUUCAAUGAAGAUAUUAACUGUGAUAUAAAAGAAUAAAUUUCCAAAAUGAAA
Messenger RNA from Xenia sp. Carnegie-2017, 1629 nucleotides. RefSeq names its product transmembrane protein 198-like. The record is from RefSeq and is a predicted model, not a curated record. Gene Ontology annotation, cellular component: plasma membrane. Lineage: Eukaryota; Metazoa; Cnidaria; Anthozoa; Malacalcyonacea; Xeniidae. The coding region runs from base 282 to 1169 and encodes 295 amino acids. The transcript is spliced from 3 exons.